AUGAGUAAGUACGGGCUUAAGAGUCUACUUCCAGUUAUAAAGCAUGAUAAACAAUAUGAUUCUUCAAUGACGUUAGGGACGGAUCUUCCUUCGAUACUUCAUUCGUUACAAUUAACCACCAGGGAUUCAUACAAUUCAGGUCUAAAUAAUGGACAUCAUACACUUGAUACGUUCCCAUCACCAUGGGUUGAGACUUCACGAAGUGAAGUGGAACCAAAGUUUUUCAUUCCAGAAUCUUUUAAAAAUAUAGUUGGCGUUUUAGGGCAGCCAUCAACCUAUUUCACUAGUGUGGCAAGGGACCAUCCUCGCAUUUCACUACUACAGGAUGAAACGCUGUUCUAUCUAUUUUAUAAACACCCAGGUACUGUAUUACAGGAGCUUACAUAUUUGGAGUUAAGAAAACGUAACUGGCGUUACCAUAAAACUUUGAAAGUUUGGCUAACAAAAGAUCCGUUAAUGGAACCUAUAGUGUCACAGGAUUCGACUAGUGAACGUGGUUCAUAUGUGUUCUUUGAUCCACAGCGUUGGGAAAAGUGUCAACGGGAUUUCAUAUUAAACUAUAAUGCUAUCAUGUAA
This is a messenger RNA of Eremothecium cymbalariae DBVPG#7215, 576 nucleotides long. It is a transcript of the gene CDC36, whose product is annotated as CCR4-NOT core subunit CDC36. The transcript has a single exon. The coding region runs from base 1 to 576 and encodes 191 amino acids. NCBI's taxonomy places the organism in Eukaryota, Fungi, Ascomycota, Saccharomycetes, Saccharomycetales, Saccharomycetaceae. The record is from RefSeq and is a predicted model, not a curated record. Gene Ontology annotation, biological process: regulation of DNA-templated transcription; nuclear-transcribed mRNA poly(A) tail shortening. Gene Ontology annotation, cellular component: P-body; CCR4-NOT core complex.